GGACGCUGAUCGCAGCAACAUAAUCCUGUGUGUAUUGUUUGUUUUGGCUGGCCUUCUGUAGCUUAAUCUUAUUAAGAUGCAUAUUUAACAUCGACGCUAUGUCCACUAUAGAUUGCAUGUUUUAGCUAUCGCCACUGCAAUAGGACACGCAACAAUGGCCACAUCAUAUCAUUCUCACAGCACGCAAAGCACGAGAGCACCAGCAGCAGACACAACCGAAGCCUCAAGACCACGAAGAAAGAAAGCUAGAAGAGCUUGCUCUGCUUGUCAGAAGUCGCAUCAGACAUGUGGCAACGAGCGACCAUGUCAAUCGUGCGUCAGGCGCGGCUGCGCAGACUCCUGCCGCGAUGGCGAGCGUAAGAAGCCAAAGUAUCUCGAGGAGGGCUCGUAUAGGGUCUUCACUAUAGAGUACAACGUACCGUGUCGCAAUAACUGUGCGCCCAUGCCAUUGAAUCACACAUUCGCAUGCAAAGAUACCGGGGUCCAGUCAAGGACACCGAGCCCCGAUGCAGGGCAGACAGUAUAUCCGUAUGGAAACCUCAAUCCUUGGACGAUAUGUGCGGAGGAUCCCUUCGUCGGUCUCGAAUUGGAUGACGCACAAAUUAAGCUGGAGGACCAGUUUCUCUUAGACUCACCACAGUGUGAUACAACCAACCCAGGCCCGCAAACCGAUGCUGUGCUUGCGUUUGCAAUAGGAAGCGGGUGGUCAAGUACAUUUCUCCAGUCGGAGUAUGAGGAUUCUGUAUAGCAUAGUCAUGUAUUUAGCCAGCGUUAAUACCCUAUGUCAAU
Aspergillus novofumigatus IBT 16806 is the source of this 789-nucleotide messenger RNA. Its product is annotated as C6 zinc finger domain protein. Gene Ontology annotation, biological process: cellular response to starvation. The transcript has 2 exons. Bases 155 to 748 code for a protein of 197 amino acids. NCBI's taxonomy places the organism in Eukaryota, Fungi, Ascomycota, Eurotiomycetes, Eurotiales, Aspergillaceae. Gene Ontology annotation, molecular function: RNA polymerase II transcription regulatory region sequence-specific DNA binding; DNA-binding transcription factor activity. Gene Ontology annotation, cellular component: nucleus. The record is from RefSeq and is a predicted model, not a curated record.